Saccharomyces eubayanus is the source of this 900-nucleotide messenger RNA. It is a transcript of the gene BXI1, whose product is annotated as Bxi1p. Gene Ontology annotation, cellular component: membrane. Bases 1 to 900 code for a protein of 299 amino acids. The transcript has a single exon. The record is from RefSeq and is a predicted model, not a curated record. Lineage: Eukaryota; Fungi; Ascomycota; Saccharomycetes; Saccharomycetales; Saccharomycetaceae.
AUGUCGGUCCCACCACCUCCCCCCUAUGAAGAGCAAAGCUCGCACCUCUACGGGCAGCCUGCGGGAGACGGCCAGGAUGGCGGCGCUUUCGUCCCAGAAGAUUUCAAAUACUCCACUGUGGUCGUCUCAUGCGAACCCAUAAUCCGCCAGCGGUUCCUGCACAAGGUUUACUCUCUAUUGUCGUGCCAGUUACUGGCCAGUCUGUCGUUCUGCUACUGGGCCAGCGUCUCCACGUCUUUGCAGAACUUCAUCAUGUCACACAUCGCCAUCUUCUACGUGUGCCUGGUGGUGUCAUUUGUCUCCUGCAUCUGGCUAGCGGUAAGUCCUCGUCCCGAGGACUACGAGGCCAAUGUCCCCGAACCGCUGCUCACGGGGACCGGUGAAGAAACGGCACAAGAGCAGAGACGUCUGCCCUGGUACGUCCUGUCCACAUACAGGCAGAAGCUCACGCUGCUGUCAAUUUUCACGCUCUCUGAGGCAUACUGUCUCUCGCUGGUCGCUCUGGCAUAUGACAAGGACACCGUGCUCUCUGCGCUACUGAUCACCACCAUCGUUGUGGUCGGCGUCUCUUUAACCGCGCUAUCCGACAGAUUCCAGAACGUGCUGAACUCCGCUACGUCUAUAUACUACUGGCUAAACUGGGGCCUCUGGAUCAUGAUCGGGAUGGGCCUCACGGCCAUGCUCUUUGGCUGGAGUACCCACUCGUCCAAGUUCAACCUACUUUACGGCUGGCUAGGUGCCAUUCUUUUCACUGCGUACCUGUUUAUCGACACUCAAUUGAUCUUUAGAAAAGUGUACCCUGAUGAAGAGAUAAGAUGUGCUAUGAUGCUUUACUUGGACAUUGUGAACCUGUUCCUGUCCAUCUUGAGAAUCUUGGCCAACUCUAACGACGAUAAUUAA